This is a messenger RNA of Diaporthe amygdali, 984 nucleotides long. RefSeq lists its product as uncharacterized. The record is from RefSeq and is a predicted model, not a curated record. The transcript is spliced from 2 exons. Lineage: Eukaryota; Fungi; Ascomycota; Sordariomycetes; Diaporthales; Diaporthaceae. The coding region runs from base 1 to 984 and encodes 327 amino acids.
AUGUCGUUCUUCUCCUUCCUGGCCUCCUUAUUGCCAACACGCUUCGUCGCCACCGAGUCGCAGAACGAAGACCACGCCGAGAUGCAGGCCAAGAAUCAGACCGACGAGCACGCCGCCGUCGCUAAGUGGCGCGACAGAUUCACCCUCUUUCCCAGACUGCCUCCUGAGCUGCGCCACAUGGUAAUCAUGCAGGCACUCAAGGAGGAAGAAUACGCCCGCGUCGUAAUCCUCGAUCCAGGCACCGACCGUAUCUCCCCAACCGUAGAGCUUGCUGCUCGGAGGUCCCCUCUGCUGUUUGUCAACUCCGAAUUGCGUGGCAUGGCUCUGACCGUCUACACCAAGCUCGACGUCUUUAGCCUCGGCGCUCCGAAAGACGACCAGUACGGCCCCGAGCAUGACUGGUACAUUUCUCCAAUCUCCGAAUUUGACUACUUGGGCUACUAUGUCGACAUUCGCCGACAAAUCGACCAGGAGGCCAAAGACUACGGUGUACACAAGGGCUCGUUGUACAUCAACCCCAAGAAAGACAUGUUCAUCACCGGGGUCAUUCCACGCACUGCUGUGCAGUCUCUGUACUUUCGAAGCAUCACCGAUGAUGAAUCCGGUCCCUGGGAGCCGACUAGGGACUGCGUCACAGAGCCUCUUCCGCCGUCCGUCUGCGGCAAGAUCACCAAGAUGCGGGAUCUUGAAUGGGAUCUUGAAUACACGGACGUGUGGCGGCAUACGUGCGAUUUCUGUGGCAGUAGUCACCUCCCAUGCUGCACCGAGGACUUCUUCAAUGAGAGAGGAGAAGAUUGGGUUCCUGACUACCCCCGAGACGUCUACACCAGCGUCGAGUCGUAUGGGUUUUACCUACUCGCCUACGGAGACGACGUUCAGGAGUUCCUAUGGGAUCUCAUUAUCAUGGGUGGCAAGAAAUGCCUGGAGGAAUGGGAAAGGCGCUACUUGGAGUUUGACUUGAGCAUGCUCCAGGAGGAGAACUAA